Molecule: messenger RNA, 1866 nt
Organism: Sporothrix schenckii 1099-18
Lineage: Eukaryota; Fungi; Ascomycota; Sordariomycetes; Ophiostomatales; Ophiostomataceae
Exons: 1
Coding region: 1-1866 (621 amino acids)
Source: RefSeq, a predicted model, not a curated record
AUGCCCUUGCGACGAUCCGCACCGACAACAGGCGCCCCGGCUUCGGCUUCCCGCUUUCUGUCCACGGCCUGGGCCGUUCUCUUCGUUCUCCUUGCCAUCCUCCCCGCCUGUCGCGCCGCCUAUGACGGCGAUGUUGCGCUCAGCGGUGGCCGCGAUGCCUUUUUGGCCGAACCCGGCUUUGCCGGCAUGGGCUUGUCGCCGCGCUACUUUCUUGACGGCGUCGCGCCGACCGUCGAGCGCCGCGACAACGCCGGCUGCGCAGCCGGCUUCCACUCGUGCCUCGACAUCAACUCGACGCUUUGCUGCGCAAACGACCGCUACUGCAUCAUCGAUCCGACUACGCUCCAGGCCGCCUGCUGCUCCAUCGGCCUGACCUGCGGCUCGCCUUGCAACGAAACUCAGUACGAGUGCAAUGCCACCACGACCAAGACACUGACCCAGACCAAGACCGACCUUGUUGUGUCGGGAACGGCCACUCUGCCGCUCACCAAUCCUGCGACGAACGUCGUCACCGGCGCCAACACCGUCAUUACCAAGAUCACCACGGUCAUCACCACCACCUCCGUCUACUCCGCCUGCUGCGCCCGUCGCUGCCAGGGCACCAGCCAGUUCCAGUGCGCCAGCAGCUUUGGCGGCGGCUGUUGCAACUACGACCAGACCUGCGCCUCCAAUAGCCAGUGCUUCUCGACGAGCCAGCCACCUUCCAGGACGCAAACGGGCGCCACCGCCACCGACACAUCUGGCCUUGUGUCCGCCCUGCCCAGCGGCUGCACCACGAGCCAGAUCGCUUGCCCCCAAAGCCUGGGUGGUGGCUGCUGCGCGCUCGGUCAUACCUGCACCGUCGUGUCCAGCACCAUCUUUUGCGCGUCCGCCACUGGCGCGACCACUUCGGGCCUGACGACAACCGACACCAGCAGCAAGAGCCUGUCGGCCGGCGCCAAGGCGGGCAUUGCCGUGGGCGCCGUGAUUGGUGCGGCCGCGCUCGCCGGUGCGGCCGCUUGGGCCUGCGUGCGUCACCGCAAUGCCAAGCGCGGCAGCGUCCGCCGCGACUCGUCCCUGCCGCCCGCCUCCUUUGGCACCCACGAUUAUGACGACCUGCAGAGCCAGCCGCACAACGAACCGCAGAUGCACCAGCCGCAGCUGCGCCAGCAGGGCAUGAUUGACGGCCUGGGCGGCAUGUCGGCUGCUGCCAGCUCGCCCGCCACGCGGUCCUGGCGCCAUCCUCUCGCCUUCCGGCGCAACACCGCCAGCACAGGCGUCGGCGGCAGCGCAGCUGCGUAUAGCAACAGUGGCGACGGAGCAGCAGCAGAUGGAACGGGCAUGGGUACGCCGGCCAUGCCCACGGGGUCCGAAGCGGAUGCACGGCUCCCCGGAUUGACCCAGGACUACUUUGGCCCCAAUGCUGUUCCCGGCCCGUACACUGUGGCCCAGUCAGCCGUUGCGCCAGGCAACAAUGGUGUUGUGGGUGGCGUGCCGAUGCAACCGCAAGGCCCGCACGAUAUUGUGGCGCCUGUUGAGAUUGAUUCGCGGCAACGGGCCGUGGCCGAGAUGGGCGCGGAGAACAAUAUCGGGCGGAACGACAAUGGUGGCAAUGGUGACAAUGAAAAGGAUGCUGCCGCUGUGCAAGCAGCGCCGUACGUUGCCGUCUCGCCACCACCACCAGCAGCAGCCGAGCCUACGUCGCACUAUGAACUCUAUGGCUCCGAGGUGCCGACACCGUACACCCAGCAGACUGUUUCGCCAAACGAGCGGCCAGGCGACAGCAGCGCAGUGACACCGAUUGCCGAGGGAGGUGAUCAGGGCGAGCUGGUCGUGUCACCAAUGGAGAAUGCCAACCAGCCAGGCGGUGGUCCGAGGUUAGAAUGA